AGACCAAAACACAAAGAGCUCUGUGUGUCUUCUCUGUUCUGUCUCUCCUUAAAACCUUCUAGCUUUAGAGCUCGUGAGAUGGCAACGAAGAAAACACUAGUCCGAAAUCUCUUCAACAUUUCCAAAACAUAUUCUCGCAUUUCGGGUCUUACCCGGAUGCGUCCUCAGACCAAACCCGGCUCCACCCCUGACGCCGGAGAUUCUGGAAUCCGCCGGAGAUUUCUCCACAAGAGGGCCUUUUCCUCGCCGGAUAUUGUUCCAAAAGGAGGUAAUCUCAUGGAGAAACUCAGGGAGCUGAAUUUGGCGAGCAAUCGACUUCGCCUUGACGAGAUGUUACCGGCGCCGGCGCCGGAGAAGACGUCUCCGGGAAAUUUUCCGGCGGUUACCGUGGAAGACGUGAAAAAGCUUAUGAGAGCAGCGGAGAUGGAGAUGGUGAAAUCAAAGCUGAGAGAGAUUGGGGAAAAAUGGGUUCCGUUGACGGACUUUGUCCGAGUAUGCGGAGAAAACAGUUCGGAUCCUGAACAAGGUAACCGGGUCGCGAAUAUGCUCGACGAAGCUGGAAACGUCAUCGUUUUUGGAAAUUUCGUCUGCCUUAAACCCGAAGAGCUAACAAGCGCCGUGGCUGGUCUUAUUCCGACAAACGAACCCACUCGCGACGCCGCGACAAGGCAAGAGUUUGAGCAACUUGAGAUUAUAAAAUCAGAUAUCGACAAAAGAGCCGAUGAUAUGGUACGACGAGAACUAAUGGCCGGACUGGGCUUUGUUGUGGCCCAAACGAUUGGAUUUUUUAGGCUGACGUUUUGGGAACUGUCAUGGGACGUGAUGGAGCCCAUAUGCUACUACGUAAGUUCAACAUAUUUCAUGGCUGGUUACGCCUUCUUCAUCCGAACCGCAAAGGAACCUACCUUCCAAGGGUUUUACAAAAGCCGGUUCCAGACCAAGCAGAAAAAGUUGUUUAAAAUGCUUGAUUUUGAUAUCGACCAAUUUACCAAGCUACAGAAGAUGCAUCGUCCAGACUUUACUAAAUCUGGUCGUUAUUGAUCGUAACUUUUUUUUGUGUUUGGGUUAUCUUCUUAUUGGGAUACUAAUUACAUGUAUAAACGUCUACAAGUUUUAUAGAGAUUAAAUAAACUUUAGAAGGA
This is a messenger RNA of Eruca vesicaria subsp. sativa (arugula), 1142 nucleotides long. The record is from the annotation of a GenBank genome assembly. NCBI's taxonomy places the organism in Eukaryota, Viridiplantae, Streptophyta, Magnoliopsida, Brassicales, Brassicaceae.